AAGGCUGGUCUCCACUACCUCAUCCCGGCGACGAGUAGCAACAGAGACUUCUGCAAGCUGCUCCUCUCUUCCACCAUUCUCGACUAUCCCACUCCCGUCUUGAUCAACUGGGGCGCACAUGAAGAAGCCAACCCCUACAAGCAACAUCUUGCCAAGGUCGAGACUCUUCUGGCUUAUCUCAAGAGGCUGAAGCCCAUUAGCAAGGAGGAUGACUUGGUCCUCAUCUUGGACGGAUACGACGUCUGGUUCCAGUUGCGACCAGAUGUCUUGCUCAAGCGAUACUUCGAGAUGAAUGCCAACCUCGAUCAGAGGACCAUCCAAGCGUAUGGUCAGGAUGCUUUUGACAGGGGCGAUCACCGUACCACUGUCAUCUUCGGUCCCGAUAAGAUUUGUUGGCCCAUCGACUUCAGCCGCCCGGCCUGCUGGGCCGUACCUCACACCGGCCUUUCUCCGACUGCUUUCGGCCCAGAAGAGAAUGAUGAGCGCGAGACACACAACGAACCCAGAUGGCUGAACUCGGGAACCAUCAUGGGUCCCAUCCAAGACAUGAUUGACGUCUUCCAGGCUACUCUUGACCUGAUUCACUACAACCACACGACCGAUUCCGAUCAAUUCUACUUUGCCAAUGUCUUUGGCGACCAAGAAUAUGCACGCUUGUCUCUGGACGGUGAACUGCUCGAAAACCAGAGCAAGGAGAGAUACAGAGAAGAGUUCCAUGUCGAAGAAGAUCCUCCACGCCAGAUUCCCGAAUUCGACGUUGGUCAGAGAACCGAGUACCACAUUGGCAUCGACUACUUCUCGGCCAUGUUCCAAACUCUGGCUUUUUACAAACAGUUCCUGGCUUGGAUCCGCCCCAGCGACUCUUGGGCUACCAAAGAAGACGAGAACGGCGAUGUGACUCAAGAAAGAUACGGGUUCAAGGUGGCUGAAGACAUAUCAAAGUCGCUGACACCAUUUGCUGCGUUCGAGGCGUCUCCACCAACAUCCAUCUCUAACGCAUCAGUGGAAUACCCAAAGUCGUGGGAGGAUGUCAGCCUUUGUGUCAACACUGUCACCGACUUGGCUCCUGUGACUCUGCAUUUCACCGGCGAGAAGGCGUUGCGCGAGUUGUGGUGGGACAAGCUAUGGUUCUAUGAAGAUGGCGAGGAGCUCCGCAAGGCCAGCUUGAAGAUGCCGGAUCGACCCAUCAGCGAAGAGCCUAUUGCAGGCAAGAUGUGGUACAAGAUCGAGUCUGAGGACCCAGAGGCAGGAAAAGGAGGAGCGUGGGCUGACAAUGGCGGAUGGCACUCAUGGACCAGUCUUUGCAAGACCUAUGAGGACCAGAUCUUCCCUCGGAAAACAAUCAAGAAGAAGGGACCUCACCGUCGCAGACCUAGUUUAAGCUUUACGUACGAGACGGCCAUAUUUUUUGCGGACAUGGAUGGCCCCUCUUCCGAUGUCUAUCUGAAUCCCGCCACUAUUGGGGCUGCGGAACGGCCUUCCUAUCAAAAAAUGGGCAGGCUCGUGGACAGGCACCUUGAUAUUUCAUUUUUUGGCACAGACGCAGCGGCUCACACUCGCAGGAGCGUGGGCUGCGUGGCUCGCCCGGGCGCCGUUGCUAGCACUCUACACGAUCUACUUAGGGAGUCAGGGCUCUGUGAUUUUUCCGUCUUCUCUUUGGGAGUUUCGUUCUUUUUCUCCGCUGUGGCUGGUCUUUUCUUUUGCAUCUUGCAGGCCUUCUUCCAACCGAGUGGAUCAACAUGUCUUCACAAGGGGCGUAAAUCUACCAAACCUGCAGUCUCACUCAAAGAGACAUUGCCUCCAGCUUAUCUCCGGAUGGUCUAUCCGGCGAGGCAAGCUGACGCCAACUUCUGCAAAAUUAUUCUUAGCGGUGCCAUCCUAAAUUAUCCUGAACCCAUGUUGAUAGGAUUCGAGGGCAAGAACAAACACGAGAACACCGACUCCACUCUGGACUUGGCCGAGCGCAUUUCACAAAAGACCAGUAUUCUUGGCAUCGACAAGCAUCUCAGGAAUAUUUCCGCAACCCGUGAUGAGGAUCUGGUUGUCAUUGCUGAUGGUUUGAACACUUGGUUUCAAUUGCGCCCUCAGACACUGCUUGACCGUUAUUUCGAAUCAAACAGAAAUGCAGAUGCACGUAUCAGAAAGGAACUCGGAAUCAUGGCCGAUACCUUGAAGAUUCACCAGACCAUCAUCUUCGGUGCUCAGCGGGACUGCUCACCAUGGAAUGCAGAGGAUCCUGCCUGCUCUGUCGUUCCUGAGUCAUCUCUUCCCAAGGAUAUCUACGGACCCUUGACCGAUGUUGAAGCUGGCGAGAAGCAAGAUCGCUUCACGAAGCACCGCCCACGUUACAUCAGC
Messenger RNA from Aureobasidium pullulans EXF-150, 2355 nucleotides. RefSeq lists its product as uncharacterized. The record is from RefSeq and is a predicted model, not a curated record. The transcript is spliced from 5 exons. The annotation marks the transcript as partial. Lineage: Eukaryota; Fungi; Ascomycota; Dothideomycetes; Dothideales; Saccotheciaceae.